UAAGCAUGCCAAUUCUUUCACAAGAUCAGUUACAGUGAGUCUAAUCAAACUGAGAAACAUUGACAGAAAUUCAUUACAGCUAUUUCAACCUCUGGUGCAUCUUGUCCAAAGUAUGAAGCUGUUUUCGGACAGAGAUUGUUUCUCCUCUUUCACCAUGUAAAAGAACGCCGGGCACAACAAACAACUGUCGCACUUCCCCGCAGAUGCACCGUAAACAGUUCUGUAUGAGAGAAAACUGAAGGUACUAUCAAUUAAUCACGUACGUACAAGAAUGUAGGUUUUGUAGAGUGACAUAUUCCAUGAUGUGAUGGUAUUUGAAGGACAUCAAACCGAUUCCAGUUAUGCAGCACAUUAGCUUUUGUUUGCAACAAGGAGGAGUUGUAUUAUAAUUUAAAGAACGAACCAUCUUGAGAGAGGUUGCUUUGCACCAACCAUCAUAUUCAACGAUCUUCACCAAGAAAGCAUUGACAGUUAGACAGACCAGAAUGUAACCCUCUCCCAGCGCAUGGAGAAGUUUCUAGAAUAGCUAAGGCGAAGAGUAUAAAUUCCUGAAGGUGGCAAUAAGCCAUUUAGUUGAGCUUGGGACGUGUGUAUGAAUCGAGGUGGUAUUGAAGUUGCUGCAGCUUGUGUGUGGGGUGAGCUUCAGCGUCCUCAUGGAAAUGGAAAGCACUUGCCCGAUCUGCGUCGAGCCUUACCCUGAAACAUGGGAGCCGAGCCUUUGGCUCCAGUGCUCGAAAUGUUUCCGCUCUGUGCACACGUCAUGUGUCGAAGAGAAGGGCUAUUUGAAGUUCAAGGUCGAUCCUGUCUUUUUCAUGUGUUUUGAUUGUUUACCGAAAGCCGCUUCGAAGGAGGAAGUGCGACCAUUUGUGCAUGCAGCUGCAGAAGGAGAACAUGUGUCUCAGAAGAAAACAAUGUCUGUGACUAGCCGCAUGAUUCUCUAUCGAACUGGACCGAGGUCACUACGCCCUGGAAAGGAGCAAGGUGGGAGCUGCUUAAAGAUGAUGAUACAAGGCAAGAAGUCGAUGAGCACCAAGCGAAGUAGUGACAGGAGUAUGGAACGUACAAACUACACCGACGCCCAAGCUCUGUCCGAUGAUCUUUCUGAUGUUCUAGCAUCAGUAUGGAAAGCAAGAAGGAGCAAGUGAAUUGAGAAAGAUCGAAGAGUGUGAGAAUGAUUCUCUUCUCUUGGACCUUAGAAAUUUCAUCUUCUUUGUGAACUUUUAAGCAAGAACCGUGGUGAAAGUGAGACUAUAAUGCAACGAAGAUGUUACUGUUGUUGCAGAAAUAUAGAAGUAAAUAUAUGUAUAAAGGCUCGUCCAAAACGAUAUGUGUCAUUGGUGAUAGUCGAUUCUAUAUGUUCGGGACUGGGUAUCUGUACAAAUUUUUCAGCAUCAAGAAUAGACAAUCAAUAAUUAUGCCCUGCAGUAAUCCACACAUUCUCUUCCAUUUUUUAAGGCCGAAGUCUCGUAAUUCUGCAACCCAACAACUGAAGAAUGUGUGGUGAUGCAAAAAGCUCAUAACAUUCAUGAUUUUUUCAACACGGAACUGGU
Messenger RNA from Marchantia polymorpha subsp. ruderalis, 1550 nucleotides. The record is from the annotation of a GenBank genome assembly. NCBI's taxonomy places the organism in Eukaryota, Viridiplantae, Streptophyta, Marchantiopsida, Marchantiales, Marchantiaceae.